Messenger RNA from Ziziphus jujuba (common jujube), 1319 nucleotides. RefSeq names its product protein NDR1. The coding region runs from base 488 to 1129 and encodes 213 amino acids. Lineage: Eukaryota; Viridiplantae; Streptophyta; Magnoliopsida; Rosales; Rhamnaceae. The record is from RefSeq and is a predicted model, not a curated record. Gene Ontology annotation, biological process: defense response to other organism. The transcript has a single exon.
UUAGAAGAAAUAUUACUCAAAUUUAAUUUCUUCAAAAAAAAUCACAGAGAAACUAUAGAAUCACCAAAGGCAUCAAAAAUCCUUGUAUGACAGCCACCAGUUCUUUGAUCAAAACCCAAUCCACCAUUCAUCAUGAUGAAAAAAGUUAAAACAAUUAAUCACAGACAGAAUCUUCAGCUUCCUUUUUCCACCACCAUAUCCCAAGAUUUCAUUGGUCCUUGACCAUCAUCUACAUGUCCAUUUGAGCAACAACACCGCGUCUCCCAAAAAGCGAAAAAAAUAAAUAAAAAAUAAAAAUAAAAAACACAAAAAACAAAAACAUCUAGCGCAAUUGACUUUAGUAAAGAAAGACUUUCAACAGUAACAAUGGUGCUGCUCGCUAUGUAGCUUCCUCAUCUUCUUUCAUUCUUUUCUCUCCUCCAUUUCGAUCUUCUUUCUUUGCAAAAUUUAGGAUCAAACCCAGCUCACCAAAUUCUCGCCGGAAAACAUGGAGGAAUCCGGUGGGUGUUGCCGUUGCUGUUUCAGCUUCAUAUUCACUCUGGGUCUCACAGCUCUGUUUUUGUGGCUAAGCCUACGCACUUCGAACCCCACUUGUUCUAUACAAUCAUUCUACGCUCCAGCUCUGAAUCAGUCACUGAAAGCACGAGACAACACCACCAUCUACUUCCUGCUGAAGCUCGACAAUGGAAACAAGGACAAAGGGAUUUACUACGACAACAUCAACCUCACUGUGUCAUACAAAACCAACGUCACUCCGCCAAUCUACAUCAACAACUUGACCAUACAUAGCUUCUAUCAGGGGCAUAACAAGAAGGCCAAGAAAAACCAGAGCUUUGUUCCUGAUGCUCGGUUUAACUGGACGGCGGCGAACCAGUCGGUUGCGAGGAAUGAGAGUGUGAUAUUCCGGGUGGAUUUGGCGACGGCGGUGAGGUUCAAGAUCAUUGCUUGGAAGACCAAGAGGCACAGGUUGGUUGUUGGAGCAGAUGUGGAGAUUAAUUAUGAAGGUGCUAAGAAGAAGAAGAAGGGUAUUAAGCUCUCCGGUGGACCAAAGCUUCUUGGUUUUUACUCUGUUCAGGUUGGUAUUUUGGUCAAUUUGUUAGCUUUGCUUUUCCUUAAUUAUUAUUGGUAAUUUUUAUUUUUAUUAGUAUUUUUAAAAAAAAUUUAGGAUGAUUUAUUUGUAUUUCUAUGUCCUAGUUUCCUUUUCUUUUCUUUUUUUUUCUUUAUUAUUAUUUUUUUUUUUUCACUUGAGGAACAAUUUUGUAUGCUCGAAAAAGGGGAUAAUCUUGGAAUGCAAAAUUUAUUGGUGGUUAUUUUGAUGA